Molecule: messenger RNA, 81 nt
Organism: Spirodela intermedia
Lineage: Eukaryota; Viridiplantae; Streptophyta; Magnoliopsida; Alismatales; Araceae
Source: the annotation of a GenBank genome assembly
AUGGGCUGCUCAGGCGGUGGUGGAAGGGAAGGGUGGAGAAGAUGCGUCAACCCCACCCCCCCUCUCUCUCUCUCUCUCUAA